Molecule: messenger RNA, 2471 nt
Organism: Cariama cristata (Red-legged seriema)
Lineage: Eukaryota; Metazoa; Chordata; Aves; Cariamiformes; Cariamidae
Gene: CCDC66
Product: coiled-coil domain containing 66
Exons: 15
Coding region: 78-2471 (797 amino acids)
Biological process (GO): cilium assembly
Cellular component (GO): cilium; microtubule
Molecular function (GO): microtubule binding
Source: RefSeq, a predicted model, not a curated record
GACUGAAGCUUGAAACUGAAGUGCUGGAUGGAAAGCCUAGACUAAUUUUAGCUUAUUCUGAUAAAUCUAAGCCUGCAAUGAAGAUGGGUAAUAAAGCCAGAGCACCUAAACAGGCAUUGAGAAUAAGACAUACUGGGCAUGUUCUGAGGUCAACACAAAAUGCUUGUAUCAGGCAGGAAAACUUAGCAAAACCAAGGAGUGAGUCAAGCUUAUCAAUGACAAAAGGUGAAAAACUGCAAGUUACUAAACACUCCUCACAUGAAGGCGCAACUAAAGAUCACUUUUUGAUUUUCCAAAGAGAGAACACAAACAGAUAUCCUGAUUCAGAGAAUCCUAAUGUUGUUGAAAAAAGUAAACAGAAACCUCAAAACCCAUGUGUAUCAGCUGAAGACCUAAGAAGUUUCGUGUGUUUAACACAAGAACAGCUUCAACAGAUUUUGAUGGCUGUAAAAGAAGGAACUAGAAGCAUCUCUGAGACUCAUAAUGAAAAGCAAGAAGAAAUGGCUACUAAUGAGGCAUCAGAAGAAAACAUAAUAGGAUUGCUCCAAAAAGCUUGUGAAGUUUCAUCUGUUCCAGAUGAAGCUAUCUCUGAAUCAAGCAGGAAACAAGAAGCAUAUCUGCAGCCAGGACAGAAAGUUCUAAAGGAUUCAUGGAAACCUGCUGACAUGUUUAGUACCUUGGAUGAAAAAGAAGGAGAGAAAGCCUUACUAGAAUUUAGAAAGACCCAAUGGAAGAAGGAAUUAGGUACUUAUGAUAUACAGAAUAUAUGUUUGAUCAAUGUAUUACACUCAAGAUGCCAAGAAACCUUCCCUGAGGAGCUGACUGCUUUUAUUCACCCUUUUUCACCUGCAGCUUUAGGCAAUGUCAAGCCCUUAAAGGUGGGAAAUGCAGAAAAAGCUGCUAAAAACAGUGCUUUGGAACACAAUCAAAAAGUCAGUUUCCUCCGUUCAAUGACAGCUCUCCUGGACCCUGCUCAGAUUGAAGAGAGAGACAGGCGGCGGCAGAAACAGUUAGAACAUCAGAAAGGAAUAAUGGCUCAGAUAGAAGAAAAACGGAAGAAGAAACAACUGGAGGAAGAGCAGAGAAAAUGGCAAGAGCAAGAGGAAGAACAGCGCCUAGCACGAGAAAAAGAACAAAUGCAGAAACAGUUUGAAGAAGAUAUGCUGAAACAAAAACAAAAGGAGGAACUUGUGACUCUCAAAACAAAUGAACUCUAUCAGACGAUGCAGAAAGCUCAAGAAUUAGCACAGAGAUUAAAACAAGAACAGCGCAUUCGAGACUUGGCUCAGAAGGGACAUGACAUUUCAAAACUUCAGAAGAAUCUUGGUGGUGGUGAUACAGAAUUUGAAAAUUGUAACACUGGCACUUCACAUCAAAGUCAUAAUUUUUCUGAUGACAUUAAGAGUCACAUUGAUCAGGAGACUUCUCCUCGGAAAGACACUGCUGUACAGACAGAUUACUUUAAUACUUCAGCAUACACUGAGUCAGCUGAGGAAAGAACUGUGUGUUGCGAAUCGCCUGAUAUUUCCAUAGAAUAUAAAGAAACCUCUAACAGCAAAAAAUACCAGAAGGAAAUGCAGUAUAUAGAUAAAAAUAAACUUUCAGGAAAAGAGACUGGUGCUAUUUACAGUGAUCUAUAUGAACAAUAUGCAAGAAAAGAAAAACAAAUUAAACCUUCAGAAAAAUAUAGCAAAAGACCUGACUGGAACAUAAAAAAGCCUGGGAAAAGAUACGUUCCAGCAUCAGAAAGAUACCCUAAACAGCUACAAAAACAAAGGGAAGAAAACAAAGUAAGACGACAAAUGGAGCUGCUUCAGUUGGUAGAAAGAAAUACCCCUGGGAAUCUCUGCCCAAAAAAGGGUGGUUAUUCAGGCAGGUCUCCUUCACCUCACGAAGAAAUAAAUACGAAGAGUAAGGGACAUAGAGUCAGAAAGGAAGAACAAUUACAUAAGAAUCAUUUGACUGAAGAAAGAUCUGAAUCACCACCUGUUCCAGCAGUUAAGAACAGAUUACACCAAGUACCACAAAAACAGAUACAUACCUCUAAUUUCCUAGUGCAUAACAACAAUAGUAGAAGAGAGAAAAAUAGCAAGACAGAAACACAGCAGAGGAGCUCCCUUCCUCCUAUUACAGAAGCUGGAAGACCUCCCUCUUCACAAUUUAUUCCAUAUGUUCGAACAAGUGAAGUAUAUUAUCUUGAUCCAGAAGCACCAGUGACUAGACCUUCAACACAAGACCCACAGUAUCGACAGUUUAAUGAUUCUUACCAAGCGCCACAACAGAUUUUUAGCUCUGAUCAUGUUAGAGAUCCUCUUCUAAAUCCUGAUGUAGUUAAAAUCAGAGAGAGACAACAAGCAAUUCUCAAAGGAUUGUCAGAAUUACGCCAGGGCCUCCUGCGGAAGCAGAAGGAGUUGGAAACUGCUCUGAUUCCUGCUAUAGCUCAAGAAGAGAACUUUAUUUCACCAUUCUGA